AGGUGAAGUUGUUUUAGGAAAUCAAGGUGGAUUCGCUGUAGGAAAUCAAGGUGUAGAUGCGGUUGUUAUAAGAAGUCAAGGUGUAGAUGCGGUUGUUAUAAGAAAUCAAGGUGUAGAUAUUGUUGUUGCUGUUACUGAAGUUGCCACUUCUAGUGCUGCUCUUAAUCAAGGUGUAGUUGUUACUGAAGUUGGUAGUUCUAGUGGUGCUGCUAUUGAUAAAGGUAAAGCAGUGGUUGAGGAGGAUAAGAAGGAUUGAAAGAAUAAGUAUCCACUAAUGGAUAAUGUAAGAGACAUCAUUGAUGCUAUGGAUUUUUUACCUAAAAAGAAGAACGGGAGACCUUAGGGUUUGCCAAAAGAUCGUUCUGUCUUGAUUGGUUACGAGUCAUCAUGGGAUGCUAGAGUCUAUGCCGCAAAGUUUCCCGUUGAAGCAGUUCCUAAACUAAAGCACCAACAACCAAGGUUUUGGCCGUUGGAGGGUGAGCAUCCAGAGCAUCCAGAUAUGGUAGCUUUGGUAAAAUCUUCGGGGUUAUGGUCUGGAAUCGAGGCGAUGCAGAAGUCGUAUGAUGUUGUGAUAGUUUGUAAUUUUAGAGAAAGACUCUGGCCCGAAACCAUGACUUUCCAACUCCCAUUCAGCAAGAUGACUAUGAUUCCGGAUGAUGCAAAGGAAAUCAGCGGUCUUGCUUUGGAAGAAAAGGCUGUGUAUGAGGGUUUCAACAAUACUCUACCUUAUGAUGAGCUUUAUGUCUUGGAUAACCACUGUCUUGGAUGGAGCAAAUAUCAAGCGGAAGAAGAGUCUGAGAUUGGAGGCCCGCCUAGUGCUAAAAGGGAAGUUAUACAACCGGUUGAACAUCAUGAAACAUUUAAUAAGUCAAGGAAGAUUAACCUGGUUCGUCUGAGGGAGAAGUUUGAGGAUUCUGACCGUAAGACCAAGAAUGGAGAGAUCGUGAUGGACGCAGAAAGAGCUAGACAUACGGCUAUAGCUUACUUGUUGCACGCUCUUGGGACCGUCUUUUUUUCCCGAUUUCUCAGGAAAUAAGGUAAAUGCUUUUUAUUUGCAGUGGUUGAAGACUCUCAGUCUCGAUCCGGAAACAAACGAGGUUCCUAGGUACUCGUGGGGCACCGCCCUCCUUGCUAGUGUGAUGGA
Molecule: messenger RNA, 1144 nt
Organism: Papaver somniferum (opium poppy)
Lineage: Eukaryota; Viridiplantae; Streptophyta; Magnoliopsida; Ranunculales; Papaveraceae
Exons: 2
Coding region: 500-1036 (178 amino acids)
Source: RefSeq, a predicted model, not a curated record